Molecule: messenger RNA, 1023 nt
Organism: Insectozyma verbasci
Lineage: Eukaryota; Fungi; Ascomycota; Pichiomycetes; Serinales; Debaryomycetaceae
Source: the annotation of a GenBank genome assembly
AUGUCAUUAGCAUUACUGGAUAUCAAUUCAUUUCCAUAUUUAAAUCCUCAAAAGGAAAAGAAAAUAGCAUUAAUAACUGGUGGAAAUAGUGGAAUUGGUUUUUAUACAGUAUUACAAUUAUAUUUACAUGGUUAUAUUGUCUAUAUAGCCGGUAGAUCUAAAUCAAAAAGUUUAAAAUCAAUUCAUGAAUUAAAAUUAAAAUCAAUUGAAAUUAGAUCAAAUUAUACAAAUGAAGAAAACAUGUCAAGAUUCCUUGGUGAAUUAAAUUAUUUAGAAAUUGAUCUAAGUAAUUUAAAUCUGGUAAUUAAAGCAGUUGAAACUUUUAAGCAUCGAGAAACUUCAUUACAUUUAUUAAUUAAUAAUGCAGGUGCCAUGGCUAUACCAUAUAUUAAAACUCAAGAUGAUUUUGAAAUUCAAUUUCAAACUAAUUAUAUAUCCCAAUUUUUAUUAACUAUUAAAUUAUUACCAAUAAUGGAAAGAACAAUACUAAAAUCUCCAAAAAUUUCGUCACCUAGAAUCAUUUAUCUCAAUUCAAUAGGUCAUAAAUUUAUAUUUUCAAAAUAUUUAUUCAACCUAAAUUAUGAAUACAAUUUAAAACCAAAUUUUAUAUUCACAUGGAUACGAUAUGGUAUUGCAAAAACUUCAGGUAUUCAUUUUAUGAAAAUGUUAUCAUUAAGAAAUCCAAAAAUUUUAAGUUUGGUGGUACAUCCAGGAUUAAUUAUGAACACUAAUUUAUUUACAUAUUGGACAAAUUUACCAAUUGUUGGGAUUUUAUUUUGGUGUUUUUUUCAGAUCUUUAGUUAUUUUUUUGGAAUUUCUUAUCAACAAGGUUCUUAUGAAGUUUUAAAUUGUUGUUUAAAUCCAAGAUUGAAUAUUGAAGUUGAUAAUGGGAAAUGUUAUUCUAAUAAUGGGACAGAAUGUGAAACUUCAAAUAUAUCUAGUGAUAUGGAUCAAGCUGCAAGAACUUGGAUUUGGACAAUACGAGAAUUAAAUAAACGAGGCAUAAAUAUCCCAGAGCAUUGA